Hippocampus comes (tiger tail seahorse) is the source of this 2045-nucleotide messenger RNA. It is a transcript of the gene glrbb, whose product is annotated as glycine receptor, beta b. The transcript has 10 exons. Gene Ontology annotation, molecular function: extracellularly glycine-gated chloride channel activity; transmembrane signaling receptor activity. Bases 540 to 2045 code for a protein of 501 amino acids. The record is from RefSeq and is a predicted model, not a curated record. Gene Ontology annotation, cellular component: postsynaptic membrane. Gene Ontology annotation, biological process: monoatomic ion transmembrane transport; chloride transport. NCBI's taxonomy places the organism in Eukaryota, Metazoa, Chordata, Actinopteri, Syngnathiformes, Syngnathidae.
ACUGGGGUCUUUUGAGCUUCCGUGAUGCGCCUGAAGCGACCGGGAAGUGCGUCGGUGUCUCGCUAAAUUAUUCGCUCUCGGCAAGUCACAUGUUCGCCUCGCAACAGCCGGAAAGGAAGAGGGGGCGCGGCUGGAGACGCGUUCUCUCUCCGUGGUGCUGAUGGGGCGAUGCCUUCUGCGCAGCCGUUACUGCGCAUGUUGCAUGACAGGUGCUCGCGCGCGAACCAUCCAGCGAGCCUCCAUCUUGGGCUUCCUUGAGCAGCAGAAAUCUAUCCACCCCCACAAAACAACAACAACAACAACAACAGCGGCAACGGAGCCAUCAUGCCGCUUGGGCUUGAUGAUGUGACUCUCCUUUAGAGACGACAGCUCGCCGAAGAAGGACGCGUUAAAGUCCCCCCAGGGGAAGGAGGAUGGAAAGGAGCGGCAACGGCUGGUCGGGAAGGCGCCGUUAACGACGAUUAGUCCCAGCUAGCUUUGACCGGUCGGUCCGGAGGGGAGUUUUUCGACAAACGUCUGACAGGCUCCAUUUGACACGCAUGAUGGGUGUCAAGAAGAAGCUGGUGUUCUUCCUCCUGGUCCUGUGCGUUUGCCUCCAAGGAGCAUCUGCCAAAGAGAAGGGAACAAAGAAGGGCAAGAAGAAAGGGAAGCAGGUUUACUGCCCGUCGCAACUAUCAUCCGAGGAUCUGGCUCGCGUGCCUGCCAAUUCCACCAGUAACAUCUUGAACAGGUUACUGAUCAGCUACGAUCCCAGAAUACGGCCCAACUUCAAAGGAAUACCCGUGGAAGAUCGGGUGAACAUUUUCAUCAACAGUUUCGGCUCCAUCCAAGAGACAACCAUGGACUACCGAGUCAACAUCUUCCUACGGCAGCGCUGGAACGACCCACGGCUCAAACUGCCACAGGACUUCAAGUCCGACUCGCUGACCGUGGACCCCAAGAUGUUCAAAUGCCUCUGGAAGCCCGACCUGUUCUUCGCCAACGAGAAGAGCGCCAACUUCCACGACGUCACGCAGGAGAACAUCCUCCUCUUCAUCUUCCGCAACGGUGACGUGCUCAUCAGUAUGAGGUUGUCAGUCACGCUGUCUUGUCCGCUAGACCUGACGUUGUUCCCCAUGGACACACAGAGGUGUAAAAUGCAACUGGAAAGCUUCGGCUACACCACGGACGACCUGCAGUUCAUGUGGCAGACGGGGGACCCCGUGCAGAUGGACGCUAUUGCCUUACCCCAGUUUGACAUCCGACAGGAAGACAUCGACUAUGGCAACUGCACUAAGUUCUACGCAGGGACAGGCUAUUACACGUGCGUGGAGGUCAUCUUCACCCUGCGGCGACAGGUGGGAUUCUACAUGAUGGGCGUCUACGCGCCCACGCUGCUCAUUGUGGUGCUCUCUUGGCUGUCCUUCUGGAUCAACCCCGAUGCCAGCGCCGCCAGAGUGCCCUUGGGCAUCCUGUCGGUGCUGUCGCUGUCGUCCGAGUGCACGUCCCUGGCUUCGGAGCUUCCCAAGGUGUCGUACGUGAAGGCCAUCGACAUCUGGCUGAUCGCCUGCCUGCUGUUCGGCUUCGCCUCGCUGGUGGAGUACGCCGUGGUGCAGGUCAUGCUCAACAGCCCCAAGCGCAUUGAGGCCGAGAAGGCCAAGAUGGCGUCCAAGGAGAAGGUGGCGGGGAAGGGCGCCGCCAAUGUCGCCACAAGGAACAACACCGUCAAUGGCACCGGGGGGACGCCGCUCCAUGUCAGCACCUUGCAUGUGGCGGAGACGCGCUGCAAGAAGGUGUGCACAUCCAAGUCGGACCUGCGCACCAACGACUUCAGCAUCGUGGGCUCACUGCCGCGGGACUUUGAGCUGUCGAACUUUGACUGCUAUGGCAAGCCCAUCGACACGACCAGCAGCGGUGGCAAAUCGCAGGCCAAGAACAACAAGAAGCCGCCACCCCCCAAGCCCGUCAUCCCGUCGGCUGCUAAGCGCGUGGACCUGUACGCCAGGGCCCUCUUCCCCUUCUCCUUUCUCUUCUUCAAUGUCAUCUACUGGUCCUGUUACUUGUGA